Messenger RNA from Ustilago hordei, 2892 nucleotides. RefSeq lists its product as uncharacterized. Bases 1 to 2892 code for a protein of 963 amino acids. NCBI's taxonomy places the organism in Eukaryota, Fungi, Basidiomycota, Ustilaginomycetes, Ustilaginales, Ustilaginaceae. Gene Ontology annotation, biological process: 'de novo' L-methionine biosynthetic process; isoprenoid biosynthetic process; transsulfuration. The transcript has a single exon. The record is from RefSeq and is a predicted model, not a curated record. Gene Ontology annotation, cellular component: cytoplasm. Gene Ontology annotation, molecular function: ATP binding; pyridoxal phosphate binding; mevalonate kinase activity.
AUGACUUCUCAUCGCGACACCUACAGUGUCUCCUCCUCUCAGGCUUCCACGGUGACUCCGUUCAGCAACACCGACGUCGCCUCUGACGUCGCCUCCCUCGACUCCUCAAUUCCCACUUCCCCCGAGCCUUCCGACAUUGACGACGAUGCUUCUUCUUCCGGCAUCAAACAGCUCCCCUUCAUCUCGCACAAAGAUCGUCGUGGUCCCAACGGCUACCGCUUCGCCACUCAAUGUGCUACCGUAGACGACCCCAACCAUAAAGACCAGUACGGUUCCUCCUCUGCUCCCAUCUACAUGUCGGCCACCUUCAAAGGCUUGCCCGGCGCCGAGUUCGACUACUCACGUUCGGGCAACCCCACCCGUUCGAUGCUUCAGCAUCAUCUCUGCCAGCUUCAGAACUGCAAGUACAGUUUCGCCGUUUCCUCCGGUAUGGCUUGUCUCGAUGUCAUCGCUCGCAUCGUCAAGGCCGGUGAACGCAUUAUUGCUGGUGAUGACCUUUACGGUGGCACCAACCGUUUGCUCGGCUAUUUGGCUUCACACCAAAACAUCCACACCGAUCACGUCGACACCACCGACGCUUCCAAGGUCGAAGAGAUGCUUCAGAAGCGUGCCCGUGAUGUUGCUGCUGGCUUGUGCGGAAAAGUCAGCAUGGUGUUGCUCGAAACUCCCACCAACCCUUGUCUCAAGAUCUGUGAUCUUCAGCGAUGUGCAGCUGCCGCUAAGAAGUGGGCCCCAGAUGCGGUCGUCGUGGUGGACAACACUAUGAUGUCGCCCUACCUCAUGCGUCCGCUCGAGUUGGGCGUAGACGUCGUCUACGAUUCGGGUACAAAGUAUCUUUCCGGUCACCACGAUCUCAUGGCUGGUGUCAUUGCUUGCGAUCGUGACGAUCUGGGCAAACAGAUUGCAUUCACCAUCAAUUCGAUUGGUAAUGCGCUCACUCCCAUGGACUCGUUCUUGUUGCUUCGUGGUAUCAAGACUCUCGCUGUUCGUAUGGAUAGGCAGCAGGCCAGUGCAAUCACUGUAGCCCACUACUUGGACUCGUUGGGUUUCAAGGUCAACUACCCUGGUCUGGCAUCCCACCCCUCCAAGGCUAUUCACGACAAGCAGGCUGCUGGACCAGGUUCGGUGCUUAGCUUUGUCACUGGUGACAAGGCGCUUUCGGAACGCAUCGUGGGUGCUACAAGGCUUUGGGGUAUCUCGGUCUCUUUCGGCUGUGUCAACAGUUUGAUCUCAAUGCCUUGUCUCAUGUCGCAUGCUUCGAUCGAUCCCAAGGUGCGGGCCGCACGUGGUAUGCCCGAGGACUUGAUCCGUCUUUGCGUCGGUAUCGAAGACGAGCGCGAUCUGCUCGAUGAUCUGCAGAAUGCACUUUUGCAAGCUGGUGCCAUUCGACCCAAACCUUAUUCUUCCACUCGAUCUAGUAGCCGUUUCCCCUCGACAAUCGAGAGCUCGCGUGCUGCUUCCCCAGAUCUUAUCACCUACGAACGCACUCCUUUGCAUACCGACCACGCUCAGCAGGAUAAGGUGGCUAGUUUGGUGGAGGAUAUGAACACGGCUAAACUCGAGACUCGCGGCGGUGAGGGGGAACCGGGCUUGGCUCAAGACCACCCGCCGCCGAACAGCCCCACCUCGAUUGUAGUUAGCGCGCCAGGCAAGGUCAUACUGUUCGGAGAGCACGCUGUGGUGCACGGUGUCACUGCGAUUGCUGGGUCGGUGGCGCUUAGGUGCUAUGCCAAUGUUUCGCCCAGGAAGGAUGGCAAGAUCUCGCUCGACUUGCCUGAUCUAGGUGUCGUGCACGCUUGGAACAUCAGCGAAUUGCCCUGGGGUGCGGUGCCUGAUUCGAUUCAGGCUGGUGGACCAGUGCCCGACUCGCUGGAUGCCGGAUUGGUGGGUGCAAUUGAAAAGGUGGUAGGUGAGACAGUCAACGAGAGCGAGAGAAGUCAUGCUGCUUCAAUUGCUUUCCUUGUUCUGUACAUGUGCAUUGCCGGUCAAGCUGAUGCGCGAGCUCAAGCGUUCGUGUUGCGAUCGGCUCUGCCUAUCGGUGCAGGUUUAGGAUCGAGUGCUGCUUUGAGCUCUUGUCUCGCAGCAGCGCUCAACAUUCUCUAUGGUCGCAUUGCCGCUCCUAAGGGCGAGGUGGAAGCUGAUGACUCGGCGUAUGUCAACCAAUGGGCUUUCUUGUCCGAGAAAGUGAUUCACGGUACUCCAUCCGGAGUGGAUAACUCGGUAGCAGUUCACGGAGGUGCAAUCGCUUUCACUCGUGCUCAUCCGAUCAACACGCUCAAUGCGAACAAGAUGGAGAAGUUGAAGGGUUUCUCUUCUUUCCGCUUCUUGCUGGUCGAUAGCUGUGUAGGAAGGGAGGGCAAGAAAUUGAUCGCUCACGUAGCCGCACAGAAGCAAGCUGACCCGCAACGGCUGAACGCGGCCCUUGCUAGAAUUCAGGCGAUUGCGGAUUCGGCAAAGCAGAUCCUCAGUGGUACUUGUGCGCUUUCGCGCGAUGACCUCGUCGCGCAACUAGGAGAGUUGAUCAAGCAGAACCAUGCCGAGCUCGUCGAUCUUCAAGUAUCACACCCUUCGCUCGAGUUGAUCAAGAACAAGACCGAAAGCUUUGCUCCUGCUCAGCUUGCAACUAAGUUGACCGGUGCCGGUGGUGGAGGUUGUGCAGUGACGCUUCUGCCGGAUGAGUUUGAGGAGGAGAAGGUGAAAGAGUUGAUCCAGGAGCUAAGCAAUGCUGGCUUCAAGUGUUACGAGACCAGGGUUGGCGGAGAUGGCUUCGGUGUUAGACUGCCAAAGGGGGAGGAGGAUGCUGCGGAGACAAAGAUCAAGUUCCAGGAGGUGAAUGUCAGUAAGGAUCUGGGAGAGUGGGCUGAUGGUCAGCAGGGGUGGGUGUUUGCCUGA